GUUUAGCACCACGACUGAAAGACACGAGCCACGGAUACCAUCCUAUGCUGACAUCAACCUUACCAUGGUCCAGCUCCACUGUGUAAAGAAUAACACAGCACAUCACACCAAUGACAUAGCAGUGGACCGUCUGAUUGUCAGGCGUGGACAGCCCUUCCACCUGACCUUCCACAUGGGGAGACCCUUUGUCUCAGGACAUGACUUUCUGGAGCUCACGGUGGAAACAGGGCCCGACCCCUCAGAGGCUUUGGGCACUAAGACAGUGUUUAGGUGUGAGAAACACAGUGGAGUGAGGGAUAAGAAGUCCUGGAGAAUGGAGGUCUCCGAGACAGAUGCCACCACAGUCACCAUGUCCAUUGUCUGCUCUGCUGACGCCAGCAUCGGCCUGUAUACCCUGUCUGUGAAGACAGUCUCUCUUGAGAGUGAGACAGCACGCCUGGGCAACCUGCUGGUGCUCUUCAACCCCUGGUGUGAAGGUGAUGCACUUUGUCAUCUUCAUCUCCUAAAUGUAAUCCUACUGAAGUUAUAUUUGUUAGCCAAUUGUCUGUCUCUUGCUGUGACAAUGCGUGCAGAGGACUGGGUGUUUUUACCAGACGAGGAGGAGCGGCAGGAGUAUGUGAUGAGAGAGCAGGGCAUUCUCUACAAAGGAACAGGAAAUUACAUCACUCCAAUGGCCUGGGACUUUGGGCAGUUUGAAGAUGACGUUAUAGACAUUUGCCUUACACUCCUGGACAUGAACCCAAAGUGCUUAAAAAACGCGAGCGAAGACUUCUCCGCACGCUGCAACCCCAUCUACGUCAGCCGGGUGGUCAGCGCUAUGAUUAAUUCUAACGAUGACCAUGGCGUGCUGAUGGGGCGAUGGUCUGAGCCGUAUUUUGGCGGUGUGAGUCCCGCACAUUGGAACGGCAGUGUGCAGAUCCUGAGAAAGUGGAUGAAAUAUGACUGUCACCCGGUCAAAUACGGCCAGUGCUGGGUGUUUGCCGCUGUAAUGUGCACGGUUCUGAGGUGUUUGGGAAUCCCCUGCCGUGUGGUCUCAAACUACGAGUCAGCCCACGACACAGACAAAAGUCUCACUGUCGACGAGUACUUCUCUGACUAUGGCGUCAGACCAAAGCAGACUCAGGAUAGUGUAUGGAACUACCAUGUCUGGGUGGAAGCAUGGAUGAAACGUCCAGACCUCUCUAGCACUUCCAUUUAUGAUGGCUGGCAGGUCCUUGACCCAACUCCGCAGGAAAAGAGCUCAGGGGUGUAUUGCUGUGGUCCAGCUCCAGUGAAAGCUGUUCUGGAAGGCCACACUGAUGUUAAGUAUGAUGUACCGUUUGUGUAUGCGGAGGUGAACGCAGACCGUAUCACCUGGCUGGUGAUGGCCAAUGGUUCAAAGAAAUGCAUCCUCUCUGACACCACCUCGGUCGGUCAGAACAUUAGCACCAAAGCUGUCGGCAAGGACGCAAGAGUGGACAUUACGGCCAACUACAAACAGAAUGAAGGUUCAGGGAAGGAGAGAGAGAUUUACAAAGAGGCUGUGAAGAGAAACCUGAACAAUAACAAAGAUUCAGACUCCACCCUGAAGCCCCCUAACAUGUCGAUGAAAAUCGAGGAGGUCGGUAAACCAAUAAGUGGAAUGGACAUUGCCCUUACUGUGACUCUGCACAGUGACCAUCCCACUGCUCAGAACCUGUCUGUCCACAUCAACGCCCAGGCCAUGAGGUACACUGGCAUCCCUGCCGCUGACAUCUGCUCUCUCUUCAAAGAGAUCCAGCUUCAGCCCAAUGAAGAUCAGAGUAUCCCAAUCACCAUUCCCUACUCCAGUUAUGGUCCAAAGAUGCUGACAAACAACAGCAUCAAAGUGACUGUCAUUGCCACAGACAAAGAGGACCCUAAAGAGACAUUCCUUGCCCAGAAGGACAUUGUGCCACAGAGCCCCACACUCAAAAUAACUACCAGUGGGAUCCCUAUGCAGUACAGUCAGAUGAGUGUGGAGGUGGCUUUGGAGAACCCCUUACCUGUGGCCCUGAAGGACUGCACCCUGUCUGUCACCGGCAGCGGCCUUCUCCGACACACUCGAGAGUUCCGGUUCCCUGAGGUGGGAGCAGGCCAGACGACAAGGACAGUGAUCAGCUUUUGGCCUUACAGACCAGGCCCUAAGACACUGGUGGCUAACUUUGACUGCCAAACAUUCAGAGACAUCAAAGCAAGCUGCAACGUGGACAUCAGAGCUUCCAUCAGCUACUGCGGGAUUUUGUAUUAG
Messenger RNA from Chanos chanos (milkfish), 2248 nucleotides. RefSeq names its product transglutaminase 8 (gene tgm8). NCBI's taxonomy places the organism in Eukaryota, Metazoa, Chordata, Actinopteri, Gonorynchiformes, Chanidae. Gene Ontology annotation, molecular function: protein-glutamine gamma-glutamyltransferase activity. The coding region runs from base 65 to 2248 and encodes 727 amino acids. Gene Ontology annotation, cellular component: mitochondrion. The transcript is spliced from 13 exons. Gene Ontology annotation, biological process: peptide cross-linking. The record is from RefSeq and is a predicted model, not a curated record.